This is a messenger RNA of Penicillium cinerascens, 1149 nucleotides long. Its product is annotated as putative oxidative stress response protein Oxr1. The record is from RefSeq and is a predicted model, not a curated record. Lineage: Eukaryota; Fungi; Ascomycota; Eurotiomycetes; Eurotiales; Aspergillaceae. Gene Ontology annotation, cellular component: nucleus. Bases 1 to 1149 code for a protein of 382 amino acids. Gene Ontology annotation, biological process: response to oxidative stress. The transcript is spliced from 2 exons.
AUGUCGUCCUCUUCGCAGGGAGAUCUCCCUUCACGGACCCCCACUACCUCCAACUCCUCCAGCUCCGGCUCUCACACGCCCCAGCAGAAAGACAAUUCUUACAGUCAAGCCGCCUCCUACUUCUCCUACCCGGUCAGUCACGUCGUGUCGGGUCUGUAUCGUCGCCUUACAGACCCUAAUAUUGCGAGCAACGCACCACCCACUAUGCCGUGGUCCAUGUCAUCCUCCUCGUCCUCGGUCUUCACGCCACGCCGAACAGCCUCGCCCUUCCAACCUCCGCCCCUCACACCCGUUUCCCUUACAAUCCCCAAAGGCCAAGACCUUCUCCAGCAGCAGCUCUUGACGCGCGCACUGGCAGAGGAAAUCCGCCUGCUAGUCCCAGCGCGUCUCCAACUCGUCGAGAACUGGCGUCUCGCAUACAGCCUCGAUCGCGACGGCGCCUCCCUAGCCACCCUCUACGAUAACUGCCUAGAGUUUUCCCACCGUAGCCCGCGGGCGGGCUUCAUUCUUGUAGUGCGCGACUCCUCCCCCGCCGGCGCCGUCUUCGGGGCAUACAUGACCGACCUGCCGCACCCCAGCUCCCAAUUCUUCGGCACCGGCGAGUGCUUCCUCUGGCGCGCAAGCGUGCUACCACCCCCAGCCAGCCUGGGUCUUGCAUUCUCGGGGGAUGGGCCUCAGACGGAAGAGGCCCUCGAGCGCGCAGGUCUCCCACCUCCCCCUUCCGCAGAUACCACCCACGCCGGACGAUGGAGCACAUUCCGCAGCGACCCCUCGGCUAAAUCGAGAACCGGAUCCCCGGCCCACAAUCUCAACAUGAAUAUCAAGACUAAUCUUGCGGCUGCCAGUGGCGGUGCACUGGCUCCUCCGUCGCCUUCGUCUGUCGGCACGCCCUCCCGCAGUGGGGCGAGUACCCCGGAGCGCAUCCGCUUCAAGGCUUUCCCGUAUAGUGGCGUCAAUGACUAUAUGAUGUUCUGUGAGACUGGCUUUUUGAGUUUAGGCGGCGGCGAUGGAAAGUACGGUCUCUGGGUGGACUCGGGCCUCGAGAAGGGCGUCAGUUCCCACUGCCAAACAUUCGGAAACGAGCCUCUUUCAGAUGAGGGAGAAAAAUUCGACAUUCUCGGUAUUGAGGUGUGGUACGUUGGCUCCUGA